CCGGAAGCCCAACCUUCCAUUGCGGACAUGACACUGACGAUUAGCAUUCGCUGGAAAAAAUAUAAUGGCCUCAUCGUAGUAAACUAGCAAAAUGUCGUUUGUACUUAACAUCCAGUAAGUCAGCGCACCUGGUCAUGUAAGCUCUUAGCUUGACACAUCCUCCCGUUAGACAUUAGCUUUGUAUUAACGACACUUCACCGGGCUGCUCCGUAGCGACCUGACGUCAACGUUGGGACGAGGACAUUGGUGAGCUAUGACGGUUAGGAGAGCCAACCGACAUCCUCGGACAUGUCCGGCGUCGCUCGCCAUCUUUCUGCUAAUAUUGACUGUGCAGUUGGUGAAAACAGCUUCUGAGUAUGACCCCUACAAAAUCCUGGGCGUGAGCAGGAGUGCGAGUCAAACAGAAAUCAAAAAGGCAUACAAGACCCUUGCCAAAGAAUGGCAUCCAGACAAGAACAAGGACCCUAAAGCUGAGGACAUGUUCAUCAAGGUUUCUAAGUCAUAUGAGAUUCUCUCUAAUGAGGAGCGAAGGUCCAACUUUGAUCGUUACGGGCAGAUGGAUGAAAACCAGCCCUUCGGCCAGUCCCAGCAUCAUGGCUUCCGCGGCUUCCACAACAGCUUCUACUUUGAUGAGUCUUUUUUCCAUUUCCCCAGGUCCAGGGACUUUGCAGACAGCAAGUACCUGCUUCACCACGCACAGUUUAACAGCGAUAUCCUUCCAGACAGCCACAAGAGGCCGUACCUAAUCAAAGCGACCUCCGAGUGGUGCUUUGCAUGCAUCCACAUUGAGCCUGUGUGGAAGGAGACGGUGCAGGAGCUGGAGCCACUGGGUGUUGGCAUUGGCAUUGUGGACCUGGGUUAUGAGCGUCGCCUGGCCAACCAGCUGGGAGCUCACCGCGUUCCCUCCAUCAUCGGACUGGUGAAUGGCAGGGUGACCUUCUUCAAUCAGGCUGUGGUACGGGAGCACCUGCGACAGUUCAUUGAAGACCUGCUGCCCCAGAAACUGGUGGAAAAGAUCACAGAUGACAACUACCUGGGUUUUCUGGAUAGCUGGCAUGCAGAAAAUAAGCCCAGCGUUCUCUUGUUUGACCAGGUCCCUGUUGUUCCCCUGCUCUAUAAAUUAACAGCGUUUGCCUUCAGAGACUAUGUGCGCUUCGGCUACGUGGACCAGGGUGACACACACAACACUCGGCUACUGAGGCAGUUUAACAUAAACACAUACGCCCCAACCAUGCUGCUGUUUAAGGAGGAUACAGAGAAGCCUGUUGACAUCAUCCAGGCCAGAGGGAUGAAGCGACAGAUCAUGGAUGAGUUUGUCUCCAACAACAAGUUCCUGCAGGUGCCACGACUGGUCAACCAGCAGCUUUUUGAUGAGCUGUGUCCUGUCAAGCAGUUCCACAGACGGAGGAAGUACUGUGUGCUGCUGAUAACAGGGGAGGACCAAGCUUUUCUCCCAGGCAAUAAGGCCUUCCUGGACUUCGCAACAGCUAACAGAAAAGAGGUGCUGCGGUUUGCGUACGUCUACCAGCGUCAGCAGCAGCCUCUCUGUCAGGCACUGCUCCAUAAUCAGGCUGCACACUCACCUCAGGUGGUGAUUCUUGAGAGGCGGAGCCAGGCUGGCAAGGCCCUAUACCGCUCUGUGAGCGGUGGCUGGAACGGCAGUGAAGAAGAUAAGUACCGCCUGCACGAACAGCUAGAGCUCCUUCAGAAAGACCCCACCUAUCUGAGCUCAGACGCCACCCUGCCAGAACUCAACAACGAGAUGGCCCCGAUGUUCAUUAUUCAGUGGAUGAAUGCUGCCUAUGAUUACAUUCUUCAAAUAUAUGAUGACCUUCUCUACUCAAACUGGCGAGAGAUGAUGCCCAUCCUGUCACUGAUCUUCUCAGCUCUCUUCAUUCUUUUUGGCACCGUUAUCAUUCAGGCCUUCAGUGAGCCAGGUGAGAGUAAACCCCAGAAACCAAAGCCAAAGGAGCAACCGCAAUCUGAGGACGACGCUUCAAGUAGAGCUAGUACCUCAAGCCGUCCUCCUAAGAAGGACUUUGUUGAAGUGACAGAGCUGACAGACAUCACGUACACCAGCAACCUGGUCAAGCUGAGGCCGGGCCACAUCAAUGUUGUCUUGGUGCUCACCAACGCUUCCAAGACUGCCUUGCUCAGGAAAUUUGCCAAGGAGGUUUUUUCUUUCUCUGGGACUCAGACUCUCCACUUCUCCUUCCUCAACGCUGAUAAGCACCGCCAUUGGAUGGCAUCGCUCCUUCGGUCAACCUCUGAUGCUAUGCAGAGCGAGGGUUACUCAGACGAGGACGAGGAGUCUUUAGACUACAGUGGCCAUGUCCUGGCCCUCAAUGGCCACAAAAAAUACUUUUGCCUCUUCAGACCCGUCUUCACAGGGGACGAUCCCAAUGACUCUUCAUCCGAGACCUCAUUCUCCUCUGACAGCAGGAGAAAGUCCCGUUCCAGGUCCAGGUCCAGCUCCCACUCCCGAUCCAGGUCCCAUUCCAGGGAGGAUGGGGCCGUACCCAGACGAGGCUCCAGUAGGGCCACCAGCAUAGAAGUCCACCACAAGCUUGACAGGCUGGGACUGUGGAUGGAGAGGCUAAUGGAGGGCACCCUACCCAGAUUACGGGUCCCUGCAUGGCCCUUUCUCAAUGAAAGCACUAACAACCCCUCCACAGAAAGCUGAGGUCAAAGUAAGAAAGGUACAAAUGGUAGUGAACACAAUUUGUGGUCUUGCCUCCUGAUUAAGUCCUUUAGGAAUGCAAUUUUGCAGUUUUCAAAUUAUUAUUUAAGAUCCAUGUCACACAUGUAGGUUGCCACACUAAACUGUUGCAGCCUGUUUACAGAACGUCUUAUUUUAUCUGUUAGAUGGCGUUGAGCAGGUGGAAGUUGAUGGCUUAGAGUAGUGUAUUACCACAAACCUUUUAAAAUGUGCAUAAUGAGGCAAAGGCUAAGCUAUCACUUCAUGUCUCCUGUACAGAGACAGAAGAAGGAAAGGAGAGAAGCUAUGGGAAAAAAAACAGAUGGAGUAUCUCCUGAUAUGCUCUUAAAUACAUACAGUUAUUCUUCACACACACACACACACACACACACACACACACACACACAUUAGUUAGCCACAGCGACAUGCAAAGCAGAGCUAUGAUUGCAUGCAGAACUGCUUUAUUUGCUCUCAUGUGGCUCUAAUAGCUAGCUGUGUGUGUGUGUGUGUGUGUGUGUGUGUGUGUGUGUGUGUGUGUGUGUGUGUGUGUGUGUGUGUGUGUGUGUGUGUGUGUGUGUGUGUGUGUGUGUGUGUGUGUGUGUGUGUGUGUGUGUGUGUGUGUGUGUGUGUGUGUGUGUGUGUCAGUUACAGAUUAACUCCAGUUCUUUGUGUUAGCUUCCUCUUCUUUUAACUCUUGUCUCUGUACAUUGAUAAGGUGAAGUCAUACAGCAAGAGAUAAGCGUAUUUUCUUUUUUUGCUCCUUUGAACCACCUUUAAUAUUUGCUCUGCACCUGAACACAUCUUUCUACAAUUAACAGCCCUCUGUCAUGAGUUUGACCUUUGGCAGCAUGUCCAGCAGAUGGAGAAUUCUCUCCACAUCGGCUUUGUUUGGAAGCAGGUUAAUACAAAUAAAGGCUGGGAAACUGAGCCUGAUGCACUGAAUUUAUAGAUAAAUUAUGUGUUUGUUUUUUUAACUUAUAGGAGCCUUCAGUUGAACUUGAUCAUUGACCUUGGUUUGCUAUUAGAGAGCUGACGCAGCCUUUUUGAAUCUAGGCAUAAAGAGAAUUUCACAGAAUUGUAAGCAGCAAAAAUCAACUUAUUCACAUAAAACCACAUUUUACUCGGCUUUUAAAGAAAGAUUGCUGAUGUGUUUUUUCUGCUCAGAUCAAGUUGCCAUGCUGUUUAGUUACGGGAUUUAACUAGAGCCCGACCGAUGUUAUCGGCCGCAAUUGGCCUACUGCAGUCAUAUCGGUAUCAUAUUGGUAUGGGCGUAUGUUAUCCGAUAUGUGCCAAUAUGAAAACAUUUAUAUAUUUUUUUUGUUACAUAAUCCAGAAACAGAUAAUAUAUUGGUGUCACUGCACAGUUUAACCAGCAGAGUGUGCUGUGAUUUACAGUACUGUAGCAAGCAGCACCAUAAGUGAGAAGAAGCAGCUCCCCGUAGUGAUUAUGUUAAAUUAUUUAACAUUUGCAAUAAAGUUAUUUGUUUAAGAAAACUGAUAACCUUUGCAUAGUCAUAUUCACAAUCCUCAUAGAAAAGCUCUAUUUUCAUUCCAACAGAAAAAUUCACUGUUACUAUCAGUAAUCGGUGAAUUGUUCCCCUCUAAAAUUGGUAACGGACUUAAAAAUCCCAUAUCGGUCGAGCUCUAGAUUCAACAUGCUACCUGCCAAGUUUGAAUUCUGUUUAAGUUUAAUGUCAUUCUAGGUAAGUUGUACCCAAAAUGUCGAAAUCUGCCUUUUUUGUCUUUACAGUUGCUGUUUAUUUGGGGCUAAUUUUGUUAAAGUUCUUGUCAGUUGUCUGAAUCAGGGAGAAACGAUAAAUCCUACUAUAUUAUUGCCCUUUUUGAGCCUGUGCCCUUAAACAUGUUAAUGCAUGGGAUAAGUAGAUCUAAAAUGACUAAUACAUGUUGAAUUUGCACUGGCAAUUCAAAGGUUUAAUCUCCUGUCUCCUCCUUUUACGCUGUAAUGAAAUAAUUUGCUGCUCAACAAGAAAUAAUUGCAGUACACUGUAACUUGUAAUCUUUUUUUCUUGUAUGUCAUUUGAACUUCAUAUUCAACUGUGAGAGAUGAAGUGUAACUUAUUAAAAGAAACUUCUUUUUAAA
Dicentrarchus labrax (European seabass) is the source of this 4799-nucleotide messenger RNA. It is a transcript of the gene dnajc16l, whose product is annotated as DnaJ (Hsp40) homolog, subfamily C, member 16 like. Lineage: Eukaryota; Metazoa; Chordata; Actinopteri; Moronidae. The transcript is spliced from 15 exons. The record is from RefSeq and is a predicted model, not a curated record. The coding region runs from base 254 to 2683 and encodes 809 amino acids.